CCAUUUUCAUCUCACCAUUUUACAGUUCGACAUCUUCUCCAUUAUACAAACUCUCUUCCAUAUUUGGAACUCUAAUACACUCUGGUGUGAUUUGUAGUGGUUACGUGCUAGUGUGAUCAUGGCUUCAAACAGAUCUUAUUACAUGGUGAUGUUGGUUAUAGCGGUGGCGGUUAUGCUGGCCAGCCUCUGCAGCCGUUCCGCGGUUGGUCACAUGCCGUCGACGGAAGAAGAAGGCCGAGACUUUGAGGAGUUUCAGGACAGGACGGGAAAGGUGAAGGUGGUGGUGGGGGAGGAGAAAGGUGGUAAAGAAGGCACAGAGUCGUGGACUGAAUGGGCCAAGGAGAAAAUUGGGUUGAAGCACGAUGAGCAUGAUGAUGAUAGAAUGACCGAGAAAGCUUCUGAUACUGCCAAGAAGACCAAGGACACUGCCUCUGGAGCAGGGCAAUACACAACAGAGAAGGCCAGAGAGGCGGCAGAGAAGGCGGGCGAGAUGAAAGAUACAGCUGCAGAGAAAGCUGGUAAGACGGAUGGUGCAGUUAAGGAGAAGGCAGGUGAGACUACGGAGUAUGCAAAAGACAAAGCUUAUGAUAUCACGAAUGCAGCAAAGGAGAAAACAUAUGAAACGGCAAAUGCAGCAAAAGAGGAGGCCUAUGACACUGCAAAAGAGGCAAAGGACAAGAGUUUCGGGAUUACAAAUGCAGCUAAAGAGAAGGCCUCUAAGACUGCCGAGAAGACUAAUGACGCAAAGGAAAAGGCGAAACAAGAAGCAGAGGAGUUGAAGGAGAAGGCAUAUGAGACCGCACAUUCGGCAAAGGACAAGGCUUAUGAAGCUGCAAAAACAGGCGAGGACAAGACUUAUGAGACCACGGAGGGAGCUAAAGACAAGGCCUAUGAGGCAGCGAAAGCGGCUAAAGACAAGACUUAUGAGAAAACAAAUGCAGCAAAACAGAAGGCGGCCAAUGCUGCAGAGUGGGCAAAUGAGGCAAAGGAAAGAGCAAAGCAAGAGGCAGAGGAGUUGAGGGAGAAGGCUUAUGAAAUAAAUUCUCAAAACCACAAAGUAGCAAAAGAUAAGGCCGGAAAGGCUGCAGAGAAGGCAGGUGAGGUGAAGGAAAAUGUGAAGGGAAGGGCUCAUGAGACUGCAGAUACGGUAGAAGACAAGACAUAUGAUACCUCAAAAUCUGCUAAAGAAACAGCGUCGAGGACUACAGAGAGAGCUGGUGAGGGUACAGAAAGAGCAAAACAAAAGACACAGGAGGCAAGAGAGGCAACAAAACAGAAGCAGGAAGAAGCAGAGGAGCAUGCAAGUUGGGCUGCCGAGAAAGCAGAGGAGGGUCUUGAAGCGGCAAAGAAGAAAGCUGAGGAGACCGUGAAGUCCGCUAAGGAUACCAUUUCUGAUGCUACUAAGCAACAAUCAGAUAAGAAGAUAAAGAAGACACUAUCUGGCCGAGGACGCGAUGAAGAGCUAUGAACCACAUGAUAGCCACCCCAUGCUGUUGUUUGUAGUCGGAUUCCUGAUUUUACAAGUUUGCUUCUGCUGUACAGCACUGUAGUUGGCUUGUGUUAUUGUGUUUGGUGUUUGUAUGAUUACAGUUUUCCUGAAUUUGUGACAGCUUAAUCUAUCAGUUAUGAUUUUGCAAAUUGGGUUGU
Molecule: messenger RNA, 1647 nt
Organism: Argentina anserina (silverweed cinquefoil)
Lineage: Eukaryota; Viridiplantae; Streptophyta; Magnoliopsida; Rosales; Rosaceae
Product: late embryogenesis abundant protein D-29
Exons: 2
Coding region: 119-1468 (449 amino acids)
Source: RefSeq, a predicted model, not a curated record